This is a messenger RNA of Candida dubliniensis CD36, 627 nucleotides long. RefSeq lists its product as uncharacterized. The record is from RefSeq and is a predicted model, not a curated record. Lineage: Eukaryota; Fungi; Ascomycota; Pichiomycetes; Serinales; Debaryomycetaceae. Bases 1 to 627 code for a protein of 208 amino acids. The transcript has a single exon.
AUGAAUAAUACCGUUGAUGACAAUAAGACGCUUCAAGCUGCUUUUAAAGAGGCAUCUUCAGCACCAGAGAAGUUUAUGUUUAAUGGUUUACCUAAUGAAUCCGAAGACAACGUUGAUUUGAUAAUUGGUUAUUUCAAAGAUGAUGAUUUUGAAAGAUGGUUUAAGCUGAUUAGUUUGAAUUAUAAUUGGUCAAGAAAGAGUUCUUUUGAGUCACCAGAAGAGAACAACAAUGAUAACAAAACUGGAAAGCUGCUUUAUUCCAAAGAAGAAUACUUUGGUUGUUUUCUGCGAGGAAAAUUUAAGUCGAAAUCAAAAAAGAGCAACGAUGCUAUUGUUAACCAGACAGUAUCGUCAAUAAAAUCUGAUUGCCCCGCAAGACUUUACGUUAAACAACAAAAAGGUAUUCCUGGUUAUAAAUUAAUUGGUUUUGUACCAACCCAUAACCACGCUCCACAAGAGAAUGGACCUUUAAAUGCUGUGGCAAGAGACUGGCUAGUUGAUGUGGUUGAAAAAGGUUACACCAGGAGUCAGAUUGCAAAAAUAUUAUUUAACCUUCAUGGUCAAAGAAAUAGAAGUCAAAUUUCAAUGAGUUACAGACCAUUUUUAAGAAUUCAAACAUCAUAUUAA